Molecule: messenger RNA, 1761 nt
Organism: Exaiptasia diaphana
Lineage: Eukaryota; Metazoa; Cnidaria; Anthozoa; Actiniaria; Aiptasiidae
Product: sushi, von Willebrand factor type A, EGF and pentraxin domain-containing protein 1
Exons: 6
Coding region: 129-1241 (370 amino acids)
Source: RefSeq, a predicted model, not a curated record
CCAUGUUCAGACUGGAACAGAACCACCGCGAAAUUUAAUCACAGAAAAAUGCGUAACUUGGCCUGAAAUCGUCGGCGAACAUUAAGAAUAUCAAUGAUAUAGGAUCAAACAUGAGACCUUAAGCAGCAAUGAUAUUCUGCUAUCAAGCACGUCUGGAGUUCCUGUGCUUUAGCAUUAUUGCACUCCUGUGUACUUACAAAGUUGGUGCAUCCAAUGACAACGUGAGGUCUAGAAUAUUUAAACGCACACCUGUAGAAAGUGCCUUAAUUGGUCACGUGAUAAAGAAAACUCAUGCAGCUAACGACAUUGAAUGCCUGAUACAUUGCAACAACAAUGAACUGUGUCUGUCAUACAAUUAUAAGAACACUGGCGUCGGGCUUCCUGUGUGCCAAUUGAGCGACGAGACCAAAGAGACUAAGCCUAGUGAUCUCAUUGAAAUCGAUGACUUCUAUUAUUAUGGACCUAUAAAGUCUCCAUGCCUGGACGGAAAUCCUUGCCAAAAUGGCGGGACUUGUCAAGCGGAGAUGAACCAUCCAACCUUGAGACAUCGCUGUGUUUGUGCUGCAGGCUUCAAUGGACUAAACUGUGAUUCACUAGUCACAGAUCCAAAAUCCAACUUUGACUUCAUAUUCCCAAGAAGAGACUCUAAAGAUUACGUGAAGCUCCAGAAAAUGCCUUCUCUUACGAACUUUACGAUCAGUUUUACCGUCAAUUUGACGUUAAAUGGAGACGGGACGUUUAUAUCUUAUGCAACGAGAACAUAUUCCAAUGCAAUAUUUUUUCAUCAGCGACAUUCAAAGUGGUAUCUAUGGAUACUAAACAAAUACAUGCACCUCAAAGACAAAUCUGGAGCUUUUGUUCCUACACUGAAAGCUGACGGACACUGGCAUCACGUGGUUGUCACGUGGGAAAGUCAUAAUGGCAAAACUCAAUUAUACAUCGAUGGAAAGUUGAAUCAUACCGGUACUGGUUUUAAAACAGGUGUCACAAUAGGUGGAAAUGGUUUAUUUGUUCUCGGUAAUGAUCAGGAUGGCUAUGGCACUGGUUAUAAGAGCACAGACGCCUUAGUUGGACACAUUUCACGCGUUAACGUGUGGGAUAAAGUCUUAUCUGCAGAGGUUAUUACGACGCUUCUGCGCAGUUGUGGUAAUGAGGUUGGCACAGCCGUUGCUUGGAAUGAUUUUAGGAAGGCUACCACACAUGGCUUGGCAAAUUUAAAUGAGCCAUCGCAAUGUACUUAAUUAAUGUACGUUUUAUACUCAAGAUAAAUAGAAAAAUUGCACUAACAGAAGAUGGAAUUCGCGAGACGAAAGAAAGAGUAGCCAUCAAAGGCGUCUCCAAAAGUAGACAAUCUACAGCGACGGCAUUUUGCACGGGAAAGCAUGAUGGUAGCUUUAGUUAUCGUUCCAAAACAGUAAUCCUUCUUAAAAUGUUUCUAAGCCAAAAUAGAUGUUGUUUUGCCGUUUCUAAAAAUAAAGCAUAUAAAAGGCUUUGAAUAAGAUAUUUCAGGGUCUAUAAAAAGUUUGGGGCAUAAGACUACAUAAUCCUUUGCUGCAAAAAAUGGCGACAUCCCUGCACAUUGUCUAUAAGCGUGGUUGAAGGUGCUUUGCUUCGUUCUUCGUGGCUCCGCGUGUCAUUGUAGCGAUUGUAUAAUAGAUGUUAUAAUAAUAUAUAAAUAUAAUAACUGGGUGAUUGAUUUGCGACCAGGCCUGCAUAUGAAUUCGCCAAGGUUGUAAGCCAGUGAGCCCGUGCAUUUUUGUU